AUGAAGUCCAACGAGUUAGUUUCCAAGAGGCUCGCCAAGGCUGCUGUCGCAAAGGUGAACAACCCUGAAAUGAAUGCCUUGUAUGAGAAACUCGAUAGUCGAAAUGGAGGGGAGUUCGUCUUCCGCCUGGCGAAAGCGCGUGAUCGCGCCGCCCGGGAUAUCGGGGUAGUGGAGUCCGUCAGAAACAGGGUGCAAUCCUGAGAAGGCCUAGCAAGGUCAGGCGUAGGUGGAAGGAAUGCUCCGACGGGCUCCUUAACAAAGAAUUCGACUCUAAGAUCAGCUCCCAAUCGGGGUCAACGGCUGGCCCCAUCAAUCUCUGGAAAGAGAAUGAGGGUUGAGCCGAUAUCCAUUAAACACAAGAGCAGAGAUACUCAAACCUCAGUAGGUUUAACAACAAUGGAUCGCAUGGUGUCUAUUGAAGAUAUCAUCGAAGGAUCUACCGUAUUGGUCAUAUGGAACGAUAGACACAAUGCGUACAUGCUUUUCAGUUCGUCAGCUUAUAGUCAUUUUGUGAAAGAGUCUUCUGUUCGUCGCCUUGGACUUGCCACGGUUUUUCCUAGUCUACCCAGAAGGAAUUGGAUUUUGGGAAAGGUUUCCCAUCUUGAUCUUUGCAUCAUUAGAAAGGCUGACAAUCGGUAUAAUCUUCCUGUCGAAACCAAAGUGUACCGUGUCGACGUUGAUCCCCUCGAUGUUCAGUCGAAGCGUGUUCCUGCAUAA
Messenger RNA from Haemonchus placei, 717 nucleotides. The record is from the annotation of a GenBank genome assembly. NCBI's taxonomy places the organism in Eukaryota, Metazoa, Nematoda, Chromadorea, Rhabditida, Trichostrongylidae.